Aspergillus oryzae RIB40 is the source of this 441-nucleotide messenger RNA. RefSeq names its product YjgH family protein. NCBI's taxonomy places the organism in Eukaryota, Fungi, Ascomycota, Eurotiomycetes, Eurotiales, Aspergillaceae. The record is from RefSeq and is a predicted model, not a curated record. The coding region runs from base 1 to 441 and encodes 146 amino acids. The transcript is spliced from 2 exons.
AUGGCCUCUCACGCUGAUCUUGACCCUCACACCAACCCCGCGCCCGGCUCACUGAAACAAGUCUACGCGACGUCAUCACCGUUCGAGGAAAAGAUUGGCUAUUACCGAGCUGUCCGGCAUGGACGACAAAUCUUCGUUUCUGGCACUACAGCCGUCGACCCCGCGUCCCCAAGCGAUGCCCCUCAGAUUCUCUUCCCUGGGGACGCCCGUCAGCAGACACGUGUGGCUCUGCAAGAAUGCAUUCGGGCAGUCCAAGCCCUGGGCGGUAAAGGAGCGGAGAAUGUGGUGCGUGUGAGGAUGUUUGUCAGUCGACACAAAGAUUGUGUAGCUGUUGGAGAAGGGUACACUGAGGUACUGGGGCGUGCAAGCCAGCCAGGGGUGGGCGCAGCUGCAACGAUGGUUGUAGUGAACGGAUUCGUGGAUGAGAGGAUUUCCAAAUAA